CAACAAGCUGGGAACAAGCAGUGCGAACACAUCCUGUUGACAAGUUGUUGGAACAGCAUUGCUACAAGUCUGAUGCAGGUUUGUUACAACUUGUGAGAUCAAACCAUGUCCAUGGGUAGAUGCAGCCGACGGUCCAACCUCGGCGACUUUCGACUGUUUACGAUAAAAGCCGACGAGUUGGCCAACAUGGCAGUCCCUGCACAAAGACAUCAACUUUCUGACCAUGUUUUAUUUGAACACAGUGAGAAAGAAUUGCAUGGCAUCGUCUUGCCAGAUAACAGAAUUACUGCCGAGGGCCAUGUGUCGAGCAUGGAGCAAUAUCAAGAAAUGUACAAACGCUCCGUCGAAAACCCCGAGGCAUUUUGGCAAGAGAUUGCAGAACAGUUCCAUUGGCACAAACCUCCGACUUCGUUCUUGUCCUACAACUUUAAUGUGGAAGAUGGACCUAUUUUUGUCAAGUGGAUGGAAGGCGCACAGACUAAUAUUUGUUAUAAUGUCCUAGAUAGGAUUGUCAAAGAUCAAAAUGGCGAGAAUACGGUUGCCUUUUAUUGGUGAGUAUGCUUCGUUGCACAAAGAUAGUGUACUGUACGUUUGUAAAUAUAUUUAAUACAGUAAUACGAUGAGGUUGUUAAAGGAUUUAUUUCCUGUAUAAUUUGCAAGGCUUUGGAUAUAUGCCUUUUGCAACAAAGUGAAUUAGUUUUAUAUUGCAAAUUGUGUAAUAUUUUUUAAUCAAAUGUGGCGGCAAUAGUUCAAUAUUAGUUCAACAGCAUAAUGCGUUGGAAGAUAAGGGAAUUUACCUAUAAUUACAUAAGUACCCAGAUUAUACACGAUAUAAAUGGUUCGCUUUUCACAACAUCGAAUUCAACCAUUCCAGGAACCAUUUAACACCUGAAAUUGCGAUUAUAUGACAAAAUAAAUACGACAAAAAUUGUGAAUGAGGAAAGUUUUAUGAGGGGACAUUAUUCCAGAAUGACAUUUAAUAUUCUUGAACAGUGAAUCUCGUAUUGUUUUAUAACUGGGGAUUUUGCUUUUGAAAUAGAAAAUGCAUGCACAGGACCUUUCGUGCACACAGCAUAAAAUAUAGUCUGGGUUGUACGGCCAGAUUUGUCAAUUGACAUUUCAACUUGAAUAUAUAAAUGUGAAUAUGAUUGCCCCUAAUGCCAUCUUUGGGCAAGGCGGCGCCAGGUACCAGUUCAAACGUACGAAAUGCAAACUAACAACACAUAGGCGUAUGGGAGGGGGGGGGGGGGGGGGAGGAAGAAAUUUGCCAGACUUUUUUGUCUUUUGUCUGACUUAUCAAAAAAAAUAUUUCUAUGCUAAACUUCGACAGAAUGUUUACAUGUUGUCGUUAUCUCUACCAGGGAAGGCAAUUACCCAGGAGAUUGCAACGAGAUCACAUAUGGACAGUUAUUGGUCGAAGUUUGCAAGUUUGCAAAUGUUCUCAAGGCAAAAGGUGGGUAUUGGCUCAGAAAAUAUCCACGCCUUCCCCACGGAGGAAAUUGGAAGUUAACCUUCCUACCCCCUUUGGAUGUUCUAAUACACUUAAAUACUAUUAUCAGAAACAAUUUUUUCUGUCCUCCCCCACUGGACGGCAGAAGUUUCCUCUGUGGGGGCAUGAGCUGUUGAGAUAUGGUGGUUAUUUGGCAUUAUGUACAUCAGAUGAACACAUGUACAAUAUGAGGCUUGUGUUUUGAACAUGUUUAGGAGUGAAAAAAGGUGACAGGGUUGCCAUUUACCUCCCGAUGAUUAUUGAACUGGUGAUUGCGAUGUUGGCGUGUGCAAGAAUUGGCGCUGUUCAUUCCAUUGUGGUAAAUUAAUACUAGAUAGAUAGAUAGAUAAAUACUUGCA
Messenger RNA from Paramuricea clavata, 1848 nucleotides. The record is from the annotation of a GenBank genome assembly. NCBI's taxonomy places the organism in Eukaryota, Metazoa, Cnidaria, Anthozoa, Malacalcyonacea, Plexauridae.